CUUGCUGCGCCCGGGCAGCGGCCAGACCCGGCGAGCAUGGGCGGCGCGGAGUGACGCCGCCGUGCCCGCUUGGCAUCAAGGACACUGAGCCCGCGGGGGUGGGGACGAAGGGGGGCAGCCCGCGUCGCCACCGCAGCCCCCCGAGAGCCGCCGCCGCUGCUCGGGCUCCGGGGCUGGGUGGAGGAAAGCGGGGCUUGGAACCGGUUCCCAUUUUCCGACCUUUUUGUUGGACAUUCCGCCCACCUUGGACGCUGCAAGAGGAGCUGUCAAGCCCCGCAGGCUCUGCUUUCGCCCUCCGUUCUCCUUGCUCCCUCCCGGGUUCCCUGUGCCUCGGUGGAGUGUUUGCGUUCGGGGCUGGGGCUGGAGCUGGAGGAGGCAGCCACACGCGCGCACACGCACACGUUCAGAAGAGGACGAGAGGCAGCGGCACCCGCACCAUCUGCAGUGUCAAUGCGGCGCUCCCGCUGAACGAGGCAAAAGCGGCGCUUGCAGGGAGCCUCCACCCCUGAGUCCUGGCCCUCCCAGGAGGACGCUCUGCCCGUGCUGCUGUGCCGUGAGGACCCGUGUCUGCAAUGAAAGCCAUGCCUUGGAACUGGACUUGCCUGCUGUCCCAUCUCCUCAUGGUAGGGAUGGGCUCCUCCACUCUGCUCCCCCGGCAGCCACCCCCGCCAUCCCAGAAGCGAUCUUUCAUCACAUUUCGAGGGGAGCCAGCUGAGGGCUUCAACCACCUGGUGGUGGAUGAGAGGACAGGGCACAUUUACUUGGGGGCCGUCAACCGGAUCUACAAGCUGUCCAGUGACCUGAAGGUCUUGGUGACCCACCAGACAGGGCCGGACGAGGACAACCCCAAAUGUUACCCACCCCGCAUCGUCCAGACGUGCCAUGAGCCCCUGACCACCACCAACAAUGUCAACAAGAUGCUCCUGAUAGACUACAAGGAGAACAGGCUGAUUGCGUGUGGGAGUCUCUAUCAAGGCAUCUGCAAGCUCCUGAGGCUGGAGGACCUCUUCAAGCUGGGGGAGCCGUUUCACAAGAAGGAGCACUACCUGUCGGGAGUCAACGAGAGCGGCUCUGUCUUUGGAGUGAUCGUCUCCUACAGCAACCUGGACGACAAGCUCUUCAUUGCCACGGCGGUGGAUGGGAAACCAGAGUACUUCCCCACCAUCUCCAGCAGGAAGUUGACCAAGAACUCAGAAGCGGAUGGCAUGUUCGCGUACGUCUUCCACGACGAGUUUGUGGCCUCGAUGAUUAAGAUCCCUUCGGAUACCUUCACCGUCAUCCCCGACUUCGAUAUUUACUAUGUCUAUGGCUUCAGCAGUGGCAAUUUUGUCUACUUUUUGACCCUGCAGCCCGAGAUGGUGUCUCCCCCAGGCUCCACCACAAAGGAGCAGGUUUAUACAUCUAAGCUCGUGAGGCUUUGCAAGGAGGACACCGCCUUCAACUCCUACGUGGAGGUGCCCAUUGGCUGUGAGCGCAGUGGGGUGGAGUACCGCCUGCUGCAGGCCGCAUACCUGUCCAAAGCGGGGGCCGUGCUCGCCCGGACCCUCGGAGUCCGCCCAGAGGACGACCUCCUCUUCACUGUCUUCUCCAAAGGGCAGAAGCGGAAAAUGAAAUCCUUGGAUGAGUCGGCUCUGUGCAUCUUCAUCUUGAAGCAGAUCAACGACCGCAUUAAGGAAAGGCUGCAAUCUUGCUACCGGGGCGAGGGCACGCUGGACCUGGCCUGGCUCAAGGUGAAGGACAUCCCCUGCAGCAGUGCGCUCUUAACCAUUGAUGAUAACUUCUGUGGCCUGGAUAUGAAUGCCCCCUUGGGUGUGUCUGAAAUGGUACGUGGCAUCCCCGUCUUCACAGAGGACAGGGACCGCAUGACUUCUGUCAUCGCAUAUGUCUACAAGAAUCACUCUCUGGCCUUCGUGGGCACCAAAAGUGGCAAGCUGAAGAAGAUCCGGGUGGACGGGCCCAAGGACAAUGCUCUCCAGUAUGAGACGGUGCAGGUGGUAGACCCCGGCCCUGUCCUCCGGGACAUGGCCUUCUCCAAGGACCACGAGCAGCUCUACAUCAUGUCAGAAAGGCAGCUCACCAGAGUCCCCGUGGAGUCGUGCGGUCAGUACCGGAGCUGCGGCGAGUGCCUGGGCUCGGGCGAUCCCCACUGCGGCUGGUGUGUCCUCCACAACGCGUGCACCCGGAAGGAGAGGUGUGAGCGGUCGAGAGAGCCCCGCAGGUUUGCCUCCGAGAUGAAGCAGUGCGUCCGGCUGACCGUCCAUCCCAGCAACAUCUCCGUUUCUCAGUACAACGUCCUGCUGGUCCUGGAGACAUACAAUGUCCCAGAGCUGUCAGCUGGCGUCAACUGCACCUUUGAGGACCUGUCAGAGAUGGAUGGGCUGGUGGUAGGCAAUCAGAUCCAGUGCUACUCCCCAGCGGCCAAGGAGGUGCCCCGGAUAAUCACAGAGAAUGGGGACCACCAUGUCGUCCAGCUGCAGCUCAAGUCGAAGGAAACGGGCAUGACCUUUGCCAGCACCAGCUUUGUCUUCUACAACUGCAGCGUUCACAAUUCGUGCCUGUCCUGCGUGGAGAGCCCAUUCCGCUGCCACUGGUGUAAAUACCGGCAUGUCUGCACCCAUGACCCCAAGACUUGCUCCUUCCAGGAAGGCCGAGUGAAGCUGCCUGAGGACUGCCCCCAGCUGCUGCGAGUGGACAAGAUCCUGGUGCCCGUGGAAGUGAUCAAGCCCAUCACUCUGAAGGCCAAGAACCUGCCCCAGCCGCAGUCGGGCCAGCGCGGGUACGAGUGCGUUCUCAGCAUCCAGGGCAGCGAGCAGAGAGUGCCCGCCCUGCGCUUCAACAGCUCCAGCGUGCAGUGCCAGAACACCUCUUAUUCCUACGAGGGGAUGGAGAUCAACAACCUCCCCGUGGAGCUGACAGUCGUGUGGAACGGGCACUUCAGCAUCGACAACCCGGCUCAGAAUAAAGUGCAUCUCUACAAGUGUGGAGCCAUGCGUGAGAGCUGCGGCCUGUGCCUCAAGGCGGAUCCAGACUUCGAGUGCGGGUGGUGCCAGGGCCAAGGCCAGUGCACGCUGCGGCAGCACUGCCCCGUCCACGAGAGCCAGUGGCUGGAGCUGGCGGGCGCAAACAGCAAGUGCACGAACCCCCGCAUCACAGAGAUAAUCCCAGUGACAGGCCCCCGGGAAGGGGGCACCAAGGUCACCAUCCGAGGAGAGAACCUCGGCCUGGAGUUCCGGGAUAUCGCCUCCCAUGUCAAAGUGGCCGGCGUGGAGUGCAGCCCUCUGGUGGAUGGCUACAUCCCUGCAGAACAGAUUGUGUGUGAGAUGGGGGAGGCCAAGCCCAGCCAGCACGCCGGCUUCGUGGAAAUCUGUGUGGCCGUGUGUCGGCCCGAGUUCAUGGCCCGGUCCUCGCAGCUCUAUUACUUCAUGACGCUGACUCUCUCGGACCUGAAGCCCAGCCGGGGACCCAUGUCCGGAGGCACCCAGGUGACCAUUACGGGCACCAACCUGAACGCGGGCAGCAAUGUGGUGGUGAUGUUCGGGAAGCAGCCCUGCCUCUUCCACAGGCGCUCUCCCUCCUACAUCGUCUGCAACACCACAUCCUCAGAUGACGUGCUGGAGAUGAAGGUGACGGUACAGGUGGACAGGGCCAAGAUCCACCAGGACCUGUUCUUCCAGUACGUGGAGGACCCCACCAUCGUGCGGAUCGAGCCAGAGUGGAGCAUCGUCAGUGGGAACACACCCAUCGCCGUGUGGGGGACUCACCUGGACCUCAUACAGAACCCCCAGAUCCGUGCCAAGCACGGAGGGAAGGAGCACAUCAAUCUCUGCGAGGUUCUGAACGCUACUGAGAUGACCUGCCAGGCUCCGGCCCUCGCUCUGGGGCCUGACCACCAGUCUGACCUGACAGAGAGACCCGAGGAAUUCGGCUUCAUCCUAGACAAUGUCCAGUCCCUGCUCAUCCUCAACAAGACUAACUUCACCUACUAUCCCAACCCUGUGUUUGAGGCCUUUGGGCCCUCAGGAAUCCUGGAGCUCAAGCCCGGCACACCCAUCAUCCUGAAGGGCAAGAACCUGAUCCCGCCCGUGGCUGGGGGCAAUGUGAAGCUGAACUACACGGUGCUGGUCGGGGAGAAGCCGUGCACCGUGACGGUGUCGGAUGUGCAGCUGCUCUGCGAGUCCCCCAACCUCAUCGGGAGGCACAAAGUGAUGGCCCGUGUCGGUGGCAUGGAGUACUCGCCGGGGAUGGUGUACAUCGCCCCGGAUAGCCCACUCAGCCUGCCCGCCAUCGUCAGCAUUGCGGUGGCAGGCGGCCUCCUCAUCAUCUUCAUCGUGGCCGUGCUCAUCGCCUACAAACGCAAGUCCCGCGAAAGCGACCUCACCCUGAAGCGGCUGCAGAUGCAAAUGGACAACCUGGAGUCCCGCGUAGCCCUGGAGUGCAAGGAAGCCUUUGCCGAGCUGCAGACGGACAUCCACGAGUUGACCAGUGACCUGGACGGAGCCGGGAUUCCCUUCCUGGACUAUAGAACCUACACCAUGCGGGUCCUGUUCCCGGGAAUUGAAGACCAUCCUGUCCUCCGGGACCUCGAGGUUCCAGGCUACCGACAGGAGCGCGUGGAGAAAGGCCUGAAGCUCUUUGCGCAGCUCAUCAACAACAAGGUGUUCCUGCUGUCCUUCAUCCGCACGCUCGAGUCUCAGCGCAGCUUCUCCAUGCGUGACCGUGGCAACGUGGCCUCGCUCAUCAUGACAGUGCUGCAGAGCAAGCUGGAGUACGCUACCGACGUGCUGAAGCAGCUGCUGGCCGACCUCAUCGACAAGAACCUGGAGAGCAAGAACCACCCCAAGCUGCUGCUCAGGAGAACUGAGUCGGUGGCCGAGAAGAUGUUGACCAAUUGGUUUACCUUCCUGCUCUACAAGUUCCUCAAGGAGUGCGCCGGGGAGCCCCUGUUCUCGCUGUUCUGCGCCAUCAAACAGCAGAUGGAGAAGGGGCCCAUCGACGCCAUCACGGGCGAGGCCCGCUACUCCCUGAGUGAGGACAAGCUCAUUCGCCAGCAGAUCGACUACAAAACCCUGGUCCUGAGCUGUGUCAACCCAGACAAUACCAACAGCCCCGAGGUGCCCGUGAAGAUUCUCAACUGCGACACCAUUACUCAGGUCAAGGAGAAGAUUCUGGACGCCAUUUUCAAGAACGUGCCCUGCUCCCACCGGCCCAAAGCUGCAGACAUGGACCUGGAGUGGCGACAAGGAAGCGGGGCGAGGAUGAUCCUACAGGACGAAGACAUCACCACCAAGAUUGAGAAUGACUGGAAGAGACUGAACACCCUGGCCCAUUACCAGGUGCCAGAUGGUUCUGUGGUGGCUUUAGUGUCCAAGCAGGUGACAGCCUAUAAUGCAGUGAACAACUCCACAGUCUCGAGGACCUCUGCCAGUAAAUAUGAAAACAUGAUCAGAUACACGGGCAGUCCCGACAGCCUCCGCUCACGCACGCCCAUGAUCACCCCCGACCUGGAGAGCGGAGUCAAGAUGUGGCACCUGGUGAAGAACCACGAGCACGGAGACCAGAAGGAGGGCGACCGGGGGAGCAAGAUGGUGUCUGAAAUCUACUUGACACGACUGCUGGCCACUAAGGGCACGCUGCAGAAGUUCGUGGACGACCUCUUUGAGACCAUCUUCAGCACGGCACACCGUGGCUCUGCCCUGCCCCUGGCCAUCAAGUACAUGUUCGACUUCCUGGACGAGCAGGCUGACAAGCACGGCAUUCACGACCCGCACGUCCGCCACACCUGGAAGAGCAACUGCCUGCCGCUGCGUUUUUGGGUCAACAUGAUCAAGAACCCGCAGUUCGUGUUUGACAUCCACAAAAGCAGCAUCACGGAUGCCUGCCUCUCGGUGGUGGCCCAGACCUUCAUGGACUCCUGCUCCACGUCGGAGCAUCGGCUGGGCAAAGACUCCCCCUCCAACAAGCUGCUCUACGCCAAGGACAUUCCCAGCUACAAGAACUGGGUGGAGAGGUAUUACUCAGACAUUGGGAAGAUGCCGGCCAUCAGCGACCAGGACAUGAACGCGUACCUGGCCGAGCAGUCCCGGAUGCACAUGAACGAGUUCAACACCAUGAGCGCGCUCUCGGAGACCUUCUCCUACGUGGGCAAGUACAGCGAGGAGAUUCUCGGACCUCUGGACCACGACGACCAGUGUGGGAAGCAGAAAUUGGCCUACAAACUAGAACAAGUCAUAACCCUCAUGAGCUUAGACAGCUGAGAACCAUCCUUCCAGGCCCGCCCCCCGGAGGGAGGGACACACCAAGCCGUGCCUCAGUCUAGAUUAUCAUCUUUACCAAGUGCAAGUUCCGACUGGCGUAAGCAGCAUCCCCUGAGCAGCGCUGCCCCCACCCCGUCUCUCUCUCUCUCUCUCUCUCUCUCUCUCUCUCCACCCCCUCUUGCUGUCUCUCCUUCCUUCCUCGAUCCCUUCUCUUUCAGUUGCUCUGUCAACACCAUUGAACCAAGCCACCAACCCUCAGCUAGUCUAGGAUGGCCGGGCCCCCAGCAAGGGACCUGACCAGAAGGUUCCAGAGGGGGCUCUCUUCCCACGUUGACCCCGCCUAUCAGCAACAGGACAAAUACGGAUGAGGAGCCAUGGACAGAGGAUGUUUGUUUCUAUGCUGCUACUUCACUUCACACAUCAUGAGAGCCCCCACGUUGGUCCAAACCUUGGCCUGGAGAAGAGGCGAGGAGCUCAGUAUUAUUAUCUUUGCUGGGAAGGCAUCACCUGGCUCUCCCUUCUUCCCUCAUUUCCAUCUCCAAGGGGUCGGUGGGUGGUACGGUCGCUUUGCAGCUAUGAGAAGAAAGGCCACGCCUCCUGCAUACGGCUGGACUCGGGGGCAGGGGUGAGGAGUUGGGCGGUGCUCGGCGAGCUGCCUCUCACUUGCUGGCUUGGCAUCCUGAGGCCUCCUUGUCCCCUUCCAAUCUUCCUGGAGCUCUUCCAAGUGCCCACAAGGACAUGCCUGCCCAGUCUCGUGCCCUGCCUGUGGAAAGCCAGACAGGAGAAAGAAUAGCAGUUACUUCCACCAUGGAGACAGUCUUAACCUUCUAAUCUGGCUCUUGGCGGUGAAAAUAUAAGAUGGAGAGAGAGAAGAGGAGCAUCUGUCUAUCCUGAAAGUAGAAUGUGUUGUUUUCCAUUAGCCCCCAAGUGCACGUGAAUCACGACCACAGUCAGAGGUGUAACCCCCUGCCAGACCCUCGUGUGCUGUCUAGAGAAAACACCGCCAUCCUCCUUGGUCAUCUCUCAUCAAGGCUCAGCAUCGAAUGCAGAGCGCAUCCAGGCAUCCAGGGGAUUCUACCUCUAGCCAUCUCCACGGCUCCAUCCCCACCGUCCUUCCUGAGAACUCUGUUCAAGGCUGGGGCACACAGCCUGGCCUCUCCUCCCCUCGCAGAAUCUGGUGCCAUUGCUAUGCAGAUGACUUUGUCGCUGAACUGCCCAGACCUCCUAGGGAGUUAUUUCAUCGACAUCUCAGCUUUCUUUUUCUGUCAUUCUCCUCCCUCAUCUCUUCAGCGGUCAUCACUGAAAGAAAUGCACUCAAGUACAGCCCCACAGAGACAAGCCGAAAUGCCAGCCAGACUCAGCCCCCAGCGUGUCAUGUCCGGGAGGGCUGAGGGGUCAAGCUGAAGGACAUGGCCAGAGAUGGGAGGUGAGACAAACAACGGAUCUCCCCUGGCAUAUGUCUCUCCAUCUGUCCUUCCAUCUACGGACACAUUCUAGCCAUCCACGUAGAGGUGUGUACAGACAUGGGUCCUAGGUGAGCGGGGGCUGUAGUGAGAGACGGUCUAAUGAGGGUCAUGGAGACCUGGAAUCCUGAAGGGAUUAGAUGCCGUCUGGUCCAGUCUCCCACCAUAAGCAAAAAUAUCUUCUGGCAGCCCUGGGGUCAAGUUCUACAUGGCUCUGGGAGACAAGAAGCAUCCGUUAAAGUGGGAUUGGGAUGAGUUUUGCCUUCACACCCCCAGCACCAGACAUCAUUCCCUGCAGCCACUCGAAGGAGCCCCACUUGGAGAGGGGACGGAACCACACCAUUUCCAGCAGAGUCUGUGGAGCAUCCUGUGCUUUUAGGAACGCUUGCCCCGUUGGAUAUGACUGUGUGUGUGGGUGUGGGUGUGUGGGUGUGUGUUCGCCCCAGGAGUAGGCGGAGAGCUUAGAAAGAUUCCUUUUUCUAUGUGGGGGGGUUCUGAGUGUUUCCCUUCUCUGCCCCUGCUCAUCAGUUCAUUCUGCAGCUCCGGAACAUUUCAACACCUGCUUUCUACACUGAGUGCUGGUGGGUGGAAGGAGAGCUCACCUGUAGGAAAUCAGGGUGGUCACUGGCCAAGUCACUGGACUUGACCGGAGGCCAGGCAGUGAUGGCCCAGAGCAGGGCAUCACGUGGUAUCGAGGAGGACAUAUGGUGGACAAGAUGCAAGUCACCUAACCAACAGAGAGUGGUUUCUCCCUAAUCGAUGGGAGAACAUGCAUAUGGAGGGGGAAAGGAUAACCAAAGUUUGGGCAAAGGAAGUGCCAGGUGAAGAAGCAUGGAAUUUCUACCCCUGAUCGCUUGAUUUUCCUCCCCAGAAUCGAGGGGCCCUGGCAGACGAGGAAGGAAGCAUGUGGGAAAUGGGCGAAGGCGGCAGCGCAGACACAGACAGCUUUGCACAUGUGAAAGGUUGCAGAGGAGAGAGACACAAGCAUAUUUAACACAGACUUAACCGGAUGAGCGCUGUGUGCGUGUGAGCGUGUGCAUGACUGAGUGUGUUCUGAUUUAUUUUUUAAGUUUUGCACAGAUAGAGAAAAAAUGUGAACCAGCAGAGAAAAAAAAACUCAUGGUUCCGCUGAAGCUCUUAUUUUUACUGGAUUAUUAUUACUGUCACUGUUCCUUUGCCGGUGCGGGACUUUUUCCUCCAUGUUUUUGCUGUGAGAGAAACUCUGAACACCUCAGAGAAACGUAAAUGUCAGGAAGAGAGGGGAGAGAAGGACGGACAGAUUUCCUUGCUCUCCUCAUUUCUCCCGAGGGAGGAGUCUGAGCAGAUUUUACUUUAAUUGGUGGGCUGGGUUGUUGCUGGUGCUUUGUUUGCUUGAAGUCUCUGUGGCCUACUUGGGGCCGGAGAAAUAAGACAGUCAGUCACGCAGAGCCACAACCCAUCUUGCCCGUAAAAAUUCUUUCCCUUUGCCGUUUGUUUAUUUUCCAUUCCUUUCAUUUGGAUUCUUGAUGCACAUGUGAUAUGUUUCAAAGUAAAGACAGGGCAGCGCUGUCAAGAGCUGUCCUUUUCCCCAA
Messenger RNA from Pteropus alecto (black flying fox), 9288 nucleotides. It is a transcript of the gene PLXNA4, whose product is annotated as plexin A4. Gene Ontology annotation, cellular component: semaphorin receptor complex. Gene Ontology annotation, molecular function: semaphorin receptor activity; protein binding. The transcript is spliced from 32 exons. The record is from RefSeq and is a predicted model, not a curated record. NCBI's taxonomy places the organism in Eukaryota, Metazoa, Chordata, Mammalia, Chiroptera, Pteropodidae. Gene Ontology annotation, biological process: positive regulation of axonogenesis; regulation of cell migration; regulation of cell shape. Bases 573 to 6254 code for a protein of 1893 amino acids.